Musca domestica (house fly) is the source of this 2535-nucleotide messenger RNA. RefSeq names its product histone deacetylase HDAC1 (gene HDAC1). Gene Ontology annotation, molecular function: histone deacetylase activity. The coding region runs from base 218 to 1675 and encodes 485 amino acids. The transcript is spliced from 5 exons. The record is from RefSeq and is a predicted model, not a curated record. Lineage: Eukaryota; Metazoa; Arthropoda; Insecta; Diptera; Muscidae.
AUCACGAAUUGGACAGACAUUUCCAAAAACAAUUCGCCCAGUAAAGACGCGCUCUUCUUUGGCACCCACCAUCACUUACGAUCAACAAACACAGAACUGGGCAAACAUUGUUUAAACUAUUUGCGUUAAACUACGGUUUUUAAUACCAACCAUAGCUAGAAAAUAAUAUAGUGGAAAUCAAUUUAGUCUAAAAGUAGAGAAAAACAAAUUCAUCAUCAUGCAGUCUGCCCAUAGUAAAAAAAGAGUGUGCUAUUAUUAUGACAGUGAUAUUGGCAACUAUUACUAUGGCCAGGGACAUCCCAUGAAACCUCAUCGUAUACGUAUGACCCAUAAUCUGUUGCUCAACUAUGGGCUCUAUAGAAAAAUGGAAAUUUAUCGUCCCCACAAAGCCACUGCCGAUGAAAUGACCAAAUUCCAUUCAGAUGAAUAUGUUCGCUUCCUACGAUCGAUAAGACCCGACAAUAUGACUGAAUACAACAAACAAAUGCAACGGUUUAACGUUGGCGAGGAUUGUCCUGUCUUUGAUGGUCUCUAUGAGUUCUGUCAGCUUUCUGCGGGUGGUUCUGUUGCUGCUGCCGUUAAACUGAAUAAACAAGCCUCCGAAAUUUGCAUUAAUUGGGGUGGUGGUCUGCAUCAUGCCAAAAAAUCUGAAGCAUCUGGAUUUUGUUAUGUUAACGAUAUUGUUUUGGGCAUUUUGGAAUUGUUGAAAUAUCACCAGCGUGUUCUUUACAUAGAUAUCGAUGUCCAUCAUGGUGAUGGUGUGGAAGAAGCUUUCUAUACAACAGAUCGUGUGAUGACGGUUAGUUUUCACAAAUAUGGUGAAUAUUUCCCUGGCACUGGGGAUUUGCGUGAUAUUGGUGCUGGUAAGGGUAAAUAUUAUGCUGUUAACAUACCGCUGCGUGAUGGCAUGGAUGAUGAGGCAUACGAAUCGAUAUUUGAACCAAUCAUCUCCAAAGUUAUGGAAACUUUCCAACCCGCCGCCGUGGUCUUGCAGUGUGGUGCUGAUUCGCUGACUGGCGAUCGUUUGGGUUGCUUUAAUUUAACGGUCAAGGGACACGGUCGUUGUGUGGAAUUUGUAAAGAAAUAUAAUCUGCCGUUCUUAAUGGUUGGUGGUGGUGGCUAUACCAUUCGUAAUGUAUCACGUUGUUGGACAUAUGAAACAUCGGUGGCCCUGGGUGUGGAAAUAGCAAAUGAAUUGCCAUACAAUGAUUACUUUGAAUAUUUCGGUCCCGAUUUUAAACUUCACAUCAGUCCCAGCAAUAUGACAAAUCAAAAUACAACAGAAUAUUUGGAAAAGAUCAGAAAUCGGCUCUUUGAAAACUUGCGUAUGUUACCACAUGCACCCGGCGUGCAAAUUCAGGCGAUACCCGAAGAUGCAAUCAACGAUGAAUCAGAAGAUGAAGAUAAAGUUGACAAAGACGAAAGAUUAACUCAGGCCGAUAAAGAUAAACGUAUUGUGCCGGACAAUGAAUUCUCCGAUUCAGAAGAUGAGGGUGAAGGCGGCCGUAGAGAUAAUCGUUCCUACAAGGGUCAAAGAAAACGACCACGGCUCGAUAAAGAAGGUGGCAAGGCAACAGAGAAUUCCGAAGCCAAAGAUGACAAAGAGAAAAUGGACACAACAGAAACCGAAGAACCUGCUAAAAGUGAGGAUGGCAAAAAAGAGAACAACAUAUGACGUGGUGGCCGUAAUUGGUUAUAGAAACCAAUCAAACGUUCAUCGAAGUUUAAGCCUAAUUUAACGUAGCGUUUAUUUAAUUUUUAAUUUUUCUAGCUGUGUACUGCUAAUCCACUUUUUUACUAUCUUCACUCAUGUAUCCUCCUUCUCAUCCAUUUGAGGGCGUGUUAUUUUUCAUUUUCAAUUAAAAAAAAAACGUUUGGAUAAACGAAUAUUUUUCAUCUCUUUUGAGUUGGUGAAUUUUUAAUAGAAAAUUCUCUUUUAUUUGGCAAUCGGACUCUUAUAGAGACGCAAAGGCCGUAAACAAAACACGUCUACCAAUGAAAAUUAAACGUUAUAUUUUGUACUUUAGAAGUAAAUUCUACAAAUAUACUAUAUGUAUUUUAAGUUAAGAUGUGUAACAUAUUUAGAAAGAAAAUCUUCAUUUCUAACUGCAAAAAGUGAAAUGGAAGAAAAAUAAGAAACAACAACUUAAAUAAUUAUACAAAAAUAUUUUUCUUCUUAAUAUCAUAGAAAAUACAAAAAACAUACGACACAAUUGUUCCAUAUGCAACCAAAUACCCGAGUCUUCUGAAGGGAAAAUUUACAUACCCUCCCCUCCCCAACCUAUAUACUAAAUACUUUCACACACACCAACAUACAUACAUACUAAUGCAUACAAUAUUUACUUGUUUUUCAACUCAAUAUACUGAUAGAGUUUAUUAUUUAUAUAACAUACAUCUUUUUACAUCGUAAAACAUAAAUGAAAUGAAAAUAUUGCAUAUAGGUAUGUAUGUAUGAACUUAAGACAACAACAAAAUAGUAAUAUACAUAUACACCAAUAAAUUCAACAAGAAAAUACUUUAAAUAUGGACUAAAAA